AUCGGAGUCUCAACAGAUCCGAACUCGGAGCAUCCCAUCAUUUUCAAAAAUCCACUCCCCCCUUUCCCCUAUUUAUUCUCUUUGGAAUUCUAGGGUUUCUCUCUCCCCCUCUCCCUUUCCCCUCCCUCACUCCUCAAUCGAUUUUUAGGGUUUCGCCCUUUCGAAUUCGAAAUCUCCAGUCAUGUCUCUGAGGCCGAGCGAGAGGGCGGAGGUUCGCCGGAACAAGUACAAGGUCGCCGUCGACGCGGACGAGGGGCGGCGGCGGAGGGAGGACAACAUGGUCGAGAUCCGAAAGAACAAGAGAGAAGAGAAUCUCUUGAAGAAGAGGCGAGAGGGGAUGCAAGCCCAAGCCUUUCCCUCUUCGAUCCCCGCUUCUACUGUUGAAAAAAGGUUGGAAAGCUUGCCGGCGAUGGUGGCGGGAGUGUACUCUGAAGAUAGAAAUUCACAACUUGAGGCGACGACGCAGUUCAGGAAAUUGCUAUCUAUUGAGAGAAGUCCCCCAAUUGAGGAGGUUAUCCAAUCUGGAGUCGUUCCUCGUUUUGUGGAGUUCCUUGUGAGAGAGGAUUUCCCGCAACUGCAGUUUGAAGCGGCUUGGGCUCUAACAAACAUUGCUUCUGGAACUUCGGAGAACACUAAGGUUGUGAUUGAUCAUGGUGCUGUGCCAAUCUUUGUUAGGCUUCUUGCUUCGCCAAGUGAUGAUGUCAGAGAACAGGCUGUUUGGGCUUUGGGCAAUGUUGCUGGUGAUUCUCCAAAGUGCCGAGAUCUUGUUCUUGCCAGUGGUGCAUUGCUCCCAUUGCUGGCUCAAUUGAAUGAACAUGCUAAGCUUUCUAUGUUGCGGAAUGCCACAUGGACUUUAUCAAACUUCUGCAGAGGAAAGCCUCAACCAUCUUUUGAGCAGACAAAACCUGCUCUUCCUGCACUAGAGCGUCUCAUUAAUUCAAAUGACGAGGAGGUUCUUACUGAUGCGUGUUGGGCUCUGUCAUACUUGUCUGAUGGUACAAAUGAUAAAAUCCAAGCUGUUAUUGAAUCUGGUGUUUGUCCUCGGCUUGUGGAGCUUCUUCUCCAUCCCUCGCCCUCAGUUCUUAUCCCUGCUCUUCGCGCUGUGGGAAACAUUGUCACCGGGGAUGAUGUGCAAACACAGUGUAUUAUCAAUCAUCAGGCUCUUCCUUGUCUUCUGAAUCUUUUGACACACAAUUACAAGAAGAGCAUCAAGAAAGAAGCUUGCUGGACAAUCUCAAACAUCACUGCUGGAAAUAAGGACCAGAUACAGGCUGUUAUUGCUGCUGAUAUCAUUGGUCCUCUGGUACAUUUGCUUCAAACUGCGGAGUUUGACAUCAAGAAAGAGGCAGCAUGGGCCAUCUCCAAUGCUACUUCAGGCGGAACGCAUGAUCAAAUAAAGUAUCUGGUUAGUCAAGGCUGCAUUAAACCCUUGUGUGAUCUCCUCGUGUGUCCAGACCCUAGAAUUGUCACCGUUUGUUUAGAAGGACUCGAGAACAUUUUGAAGGUUGGUGAAGCUGAGAAAAACCUGGGUACGACUGGAGGAGUGAAUCUUUAUGCCCAGAUGAUUGAUGAAGCUGAAGGCUUAGAAAAGAUUGAGAAUCUCCAGAGUCAUGACAACACUGAGAUCUACGAGAAGGCUGUGAAGAUUCUUGAAACAUAUUGGUUGGAGGAAGAAGAUGAAGCUAUGCCAACAAACGAUGCUGCAGGUCAAACUGGAUUCCAAUUUGGUGAGCAGCACUCGGUUCCUCCUGGCGGAUUCAAGUUUGGCUGAAGGGUUGUUUGAUCUUGGUGAUGUUUGGUCAGUCUGAGGGGUGGAGUUGACUCGUUUGAGUUUGGGUCCAGUUUGGUCCGGUGAAUUCCAACCCAGUCCAGUCCAGUCCCCACGGGUUUGUUGUAGAUGCAGUCGAUUGUAGUAGAAAUAAACUUGGAAUUUCAAGAGAAAACAUACACAUUUUGUUUGCACCUGUGUCAAGAAAAGAUCACCCUGCCAUGUUUUGUUGAAGGCGAUGAAAGUAUCGUUUACCAGUUAUUUAGUUCAUCUCCUGUAUAGAUUGAGCGAACUAGUUUUAGAAGCGAGCUUUGUUUGCAUUCUUGGUUGUGUUUUAUUUGAAAAGUUAUGUUCUUUGUGAGAGAGUUUAGAAACCUGAAACUUUUUUAAGGGAUUUGGAAUUAUAUUAUUUGUUGCGGUUGCUUUGUGUAUGGUUACUCAA
Messenger RNA from Asparagus officinalis (garden asparagus), 2210 nucleotides. RefSeq names its product importin subunit alpha-1a-like. Bases 182 to 1771 code for a protein of 529 amino acids. The record is from RefSeq and is a predicted model, not a curated record. Gene Ontology annotation, molecular function: protein binding; nuclear import signal receptor activity. Gene Ontology annotation, cellular component: cytoplasm; nucleus. Lineage: Eukaryota; Viridiplantae; Streptophyta; Magnoliopsida; Asparagales; Asparagaceae. The transcript is spliced from 11 exons. Gene Ontology annotation, biological process: NLS-bearing protein import into nucleus.